Messenger RNA from Papilio polytes (common Mormon), 746 nucleotides. It is a transcript of the gene Prosbeta4, whose product is annotated as proteasome subunit beta type-2. Lineage: Eukaryota; Metazoa; Arthropoda; Insecta; Lepidoptera; Papilionidae. The transcript has 4 exons. Bases 89 to 706 code for a protein of 205 amino acids. The record is from RefSeq and is a predicted model, not a curated record. Gene Ontology annotation, cellular component: proteasome core complex. Gene Ontology annotation, biological process: proteasomal protein catabolic process.
AUGAUUUGACAAGUUUCGAGUUUUGCUUGUCGAGGUUAAUCGUUUAUAUUGUUUGUAGCGGUAUUUUAAAGGAUAUACGUUUUUAAAUAUGUCUAAUAUCAAUUUACAAUGUCUCCUGGGAAUCCAAUGCAACGAUUUUGUUAUGAUAGCUGCUGAUCAAACAAAUAGCCAUAGUAUUAUGGUGAUGAAGGAUGACGAAGAAAAGAUUUAUAAAAUAUCGGACAAGCUUGUAAUGGGAGUGGUAGGAGAUUCCGGCGAUACAACACAAUUUGCAGAAUAUAUUGCAAAGAAUAUUCAACUGUAUAAAAUGCGCAAUGGGUAUGAGCUCGGGCCAACAGCAGCAGCGAAUUUUACUCGCCGGAACUUAGCUGAGUACCUCAGGAGCAGUUCACCAUACUUUGUGAACAUCUUAAUGGGUGGUUACGACAAGGAAAAUGGCCCUGAAUUGUAUUUUAUGGAUUAUUUAGCAUCCAGCAUUAAAGUUCCAUUUGCAGCUCAUGGCUUUGGUGGUUACUUAAGUCUGAGUGUUAUGGAUCGUUAUUAUAAAAAAGAUUUAACAGAAAAGGAGGCAUAUGAAAUACUUCAGAAGUGUGUCCAGGAAGUACACAAGCGUCUAUUUGUCAGCCUACCCAAUUUCCAGGUGACUGUUGUGAAGAGAGACGGAAUUGAAGUACUCCCUGUUAUAAAUUCUUCUUCAUUAAAGUAAUUCACACCUUUUUUAAGAUUAAAUGGUAUAAUUUUGUCUA